Molecule: messenger RNA, 2277 nt
Organism: Henningerozyma blattae CBS 6284
Lineage: Eukaryota; Fungi; Ascomycota; Saccharomycetes; Saccharomycetales; Saccharomycetaceae
Exons: 1
Coding region: 1-2277 (758 amino acids)
Biological process (GO): intracellular protein transport; endoplasmic reticulum to Golgi vesicle-mediated transport; COPII-coated vesicle cargo loading
Cellular component (GO): endoplasmic reticulum exit site; COPII vesicle coat
Molecular function (GO): zinc ion binding; GTPase activator activity
Source: RefSeq, a predicted model, not a curated record
AUGGAUUUCGAAACAAAUGAAGAUCAAAAUGGGAUCAGGUUUGCUUGGAACGUGUUUCCCACUUCAAAGACUGAAGCUACCAAAAAUGUGGUUCCAGUUAGUUGCUUAUACACUCCAUUAAAAGAGAUUGAAGAUUUAAAUGUUGUGGAUUACAAUCCAGUCGUUUGUUCAGGUCCACAUUGUAAGUCCAUUUUGAACCCUUAUUGUGCAAUUGAUCCGAGAAAUAAUUCUUGGGCUUGUCCAAUUUGCAAUACAUCAAAUCAUUUACCAAAUCAAUAUAUGAAUAUGACUCAAGAGAAUAUGCCUGCUGAAUUACAAGCAACGACCAUCGAAUAUAUCACCAAUAAACCAGUUCAAAUUCCACCAAUCUAUUUUUUCGUUGUUGAUAUAACUGCAGAACCUGAAAACUUGCAAUCCUUGAAAGAAUCUUUAGUUACCUCUUUAUCAUUAUUGCCACAGAAUGCUUUGGUGGGUCUUAUUACUUAUGGUAGCGUAAUUCUUCUACAUGAUCUAUCAAGUGAAAUUAUUCAGAGAAGUAAUGUUUUCCGUGGGGAUAGAGAAUAUCAAUUAAAAGAGAUCGUUGAAAUGUUAACAGGUCAAAAAUUAACUUCAACAAUUGCAAAUAGUCAAGUCAAUAAAGUCACACCACAUUCAUUAAAUAGAUUUUUCUUACCCCUAGAGCAAGUUGAAUUUAAAUUAACCGAAUUAUUGGAAAACUUAACUACUGAUGAAUGGCAUAUCCCACCGGGUCAUAGACCAGUAAGAGCUACUGGCCAAGCUUUAAAUAUUGCUUCCUUAGUGUUGGAAAGUUGUUACAAGAACUUUGCUGCAAGAAUCAUUCUAUUUUCUUCUGGUCCAGCUACUAUUGGACCAGGUUUAGUUGUCACUACUGAAUUGAAAGAUCCAUUGAGAUCUCAUAAUGAUAUUGAUAAUGAUCAUGCUCUUCACUUCAAAAAAGCUAGCAAAUUUUAUAAUCACCUUGCAGAACGAAUUGCCGAUAACGGUCACACUGUAGAUAUUUUUGCCGGUUGUUAUGAUCAAAUUGGUAUGCUGGAAAUGCAACAUUUGACAGAUCUAACAGGUGGUAUCUUAUUAUUGACUGAUGCCUUUUCAACUGCUAUCUUCAAACAAUCCUAUUUGAGAAUGUACUCUAAGGAUGAUGAUGGUUAUUUAACAAUGGCAUUCAAUGGUAAUAUUGCUGUUAAAACUAGCAAAGAAUUAAAAUUACAAGGCAUGAUCGGUCAUACAUCAUCAGUUAAAAAGGCAGACAAUCAUAAUGUUAGUGAUUCUGAAAUCGGUGUUGGUGGUACUUCUACUUGGAAAAUGUCAGCAUUUACUCCACAACAUACUUAUGCAUUCUUUUUUGAAUUAACUAAUAAUGCUGCUUCAGGUGCUAGUAUGAAUUCUUCAUCACCACGCUUAGCUUAUACUCAAUUUGUUACUAAUUAUCAACAUGCUUCUGGCUCCAAUCGUGUUAGAGUAACUACAGUUGCAAAUCAAUUAUUACCAUUUGGUUCACCAGCUAUUAGUGCUUCAUUUGAUCAAGAAGCAGCUGCGGUAUUAAUGGCCAGAAUUGCCGUUCAUAAGGCAGAAUCAGAUGAUGGUGCAGACAUCAUUAGAUGGAUUGAUAGAACUUUGAUCAAAUUAUGUCAGAAGUAUGCCGAUUAUAAUAAGGACGAUCCAUCCUCAUUUAGAUUAGCACCAAAUUUCUCAUUAUACCCACAAUUCGCAUAUUAUUUAAGAAGAUCCCAAUUUUUAAGUGUUUUUAAUAACUCACCAGAUGAAACUGCGUUUUAUAGACAUAUCUUUACCAGAGAAGACACUACCAACUCGUUGAUUAUGAUCCAACCAACAUUGACAUCAUUCUCCAUGGAAGAAGAAGCUCAACCAGUAUUAUUGGAUUCUAUUUCUGUGAAACCAAAUACAAUCUUAUUAUUAGACACAUUUUUCUUCAUUUUAAUUUACCAUGGUGAACAAAUUGCUCAAUGGAGAAAGGCUGGCUACCAAGAUGAUCCCCAAUAUUCUGAUUUCAAAGCUUUAUUGGAAGAGCCUAAAUUAGAAGCUGCUGAAUUACUAGUGGAUAGAUUUCCAUUACCAAGAUUUAUCGAUACUGAAGCUGGUGGAUCUCAAGCAAGAUUUUUAUUAUCUAAAUUAAAUCCAUCAGAUAGUUACCAAGAUGCAGCACAUGGUGGUUCCACCAUUGUUUUGACAGAUGAUGUUUCAUUACAAAAUUUCAUGACACAUUUACAAACAGUCUCUGUUAGUGGUCAGCAAUAG